AUGAUGUGUUGUUUAGUCCGAAUCGUCCGUGACAUGACCGACUUAUCUUCAAAGAUUUACUGUGUAAUUGUCUUCUUUUCAUUGUGCAAGACGAAUACGUACUCUUUCGUCUCACAUAUGUGCACCGCAAGUAUGCGGAUUUCUACAGAUACGGAAUAUUCAUCGACGCCGACUCUCUCGGAGGAAUCAAUGUCGAUUCUUGAGGAGAUGAAGAAUCGUCUGUCCAGUUUCGAACGCAGAUUGCGAGCCGUCGAGCAUCCCGUUUGGCGGAUUAGCCUGAAAGAGGAGGACUGGGAGAUUUGUGCUAAAGGACCGUGCAAAUGCGUACCGGAAAUGAAAUCGGUGUCCUGUUGGAGAUACAAUUUUCUGGAUCUACCUCCGACGCAAUUGGUCCCUGCCGAUGUGUUAAGGCUGGACCUUGGAAGUAAUCGGCUCAGCGCUCUGCACAGAGACACAUUUAAGAAUAUGACGCAGUUGCACCAUCUAGAUCUAAGCAGUAAUUUAAUAGAGCAUUUGGCACCGAGCCUGCUUCUGCCUUUGCAUGGUAUCGCAAAUGUCAGAUUGAGUAAUAACCUCUUGAAGGAAAUGCAACGCAAUCAAUUCUAUGGACUAAGAAAUCUCCGAAUUCUUGAUUUGUCGUCAAAUAAACUUCGUACUUUGCCAGAAAAUCUUUUUUUGAGCAAUGAUCACUUGGUUUUGCUGGAUCUCUCUUCCAAUCGCAUUUCGUUAUUACCUCCCGGUGCAUUUUACGGCCUUGGAAAUCUUGACGAAUUAUUGCUGGGUGGAAACCGAUUAGUUGGAUUACCUGUUUCAAUUUUUCGAGACACUAUUAAUCUCAAACACCUUGCACUUGAGGAAAAUCGUUUAAAAGAGCUGCCUAACAGUAUAUUCAAAGAUUUGGCGUCUCUCAAAGAAUUGAAUAUGCGGAACAAUCGACUAACGGAAUUGUCCAAGGGAUUAUUAUUAACUCUGGCACAAUUAGAAAUUCUAGAAAUAUCAAGCAAUAGAAUAUCUCAUAUUGAUGCAAAAGCAUUACACGGUAUGUCAGCGCUUCGAGAACUUCGAAUAGGACAUAAUCAUAUAAAAUAUUUGCCACCUGGAUUAUUUAAUAAUUCUAUGUCUUUGGAACGUCUUAUUCUCUAUGGCAAUCGCAUAGAAAUUUUAGUAAGAGGUGUUUUUCGCGGUCUGUUCAAUCUUACUUCUCUUUUUUUGCAAUCCAAUCGACUAAGGAUACUACAAUCAGGAGUUUUUGAUGACACGCCAAAUUUACGGAAACUACAACUGGAAUCAAAUGACCUCUCCUUCUUGCCAGCCGGUAGUAUGGACGCUAUAUUCACAAUUCAGCAAGUACGUUUGAGUCAGAAUCCUUGGCAUUGCGAUUGUCGUGCCUCUUAUGUUGCUUCUUGGCUGCGCAAAAGAUUCGCCAGUUUUGCGAAUCUGACCAAUCCGUUGCAGAUACAACGGGUUUUAAUUAUGACAGACAAUUGGAGUAUCUGGGAAUUUGGAGCUGGUGCAACAUGCAGAGGGCCAGGUAUACUAGGCGGCCAGUCACUGUUGCGUUUGACUUUUCAUGAACUUUGCGAAGGUCAGUGGGCCUCCAUGAAAGGUGUGAAAGACGUGCGAAGCUCAAACCUCUAA
This is a messenger RNA of Trachymyrmex septentrionalis, 1638 nucleotides long. Its product is annotated as leucine-rich repeat-containing protein 15-like. Gene Ontology annotation, molecular function: protein binding. Lineage: Eukaryota; Metazoa; Arthropoda; Insecta; Hymenoptera; Formicidae. Gene Ontology annotation, cellular component: plasma membrane. The record is from RefSeq and is a predicted model, not a curated record. The transcript has 9 exons. Bases 1 to 1638 code for a protein of 545 amino acids.